AUGGCAGCGGCGUGCCUGGCCAUUGCCUGCCUGCUGGCGACGCCCUGCACCGCGGCAGGCGGCCCCAAGCGGCUGCUGCUGCAGGCCCUUGUGCCGGCGGUGGCGCCCCUGCCACCGCCAGCGUCCGAGGCAGCCGCGCCCGCCACAGGCUCCUGCUGCCAGCAGCUUGCGGCCAUUGGCUUCUCCAGCAACCUGCCCAUUGUAGUGCUGGACACGGCGGGGAAGAAACUGGAGCAGAAGAAUGUGGAUGUGCCGCUCCAGCUCUGCACCUGCUCGCCAGCCAGCGCCAGCGCCACCAAGAAGAGCUUUGAUGUGAAGCUGCUCAAGGAGGGGGGCAAGAAGAACGCGACGGGCACCCAGAAGAACGAGUUUCCCUUCCUGGGCAUGCCCGCAGACAGCGACUGGGUGCUGUAUGGCGGCGAUGAGGUGGACCUGACCCAGGGCAUGAGGAACUGGCUGGCAUACAACCUGGGGCGCGCCUCUGGGCAGUACGCCCCGCGUACCGUGUGGUGCGAGGUGUUCCUGGUGGACGACGGCGCCCCCGCCCUGUCCCCCGCCCACUACCACGGCAUCUACAUCGGCCUGGAGAAGCUGAAGGUGGCGCCGCAGCGCGUGGCGGUGGCGCCGCUGGAGCCCCCCAACCUGAGCGGCGGCUACCUGUUCUCGUACGACAACGACAACCUGGAGGAGGGGGACGUGACGUUUGGGCCGCUGCAGGGCUGGCAGCACCCGUUUCAGAUGAAGGACCCCAAGAAGGCGGGCCCCGAGGCGCUGGCCUGGCUGACCGGCUACCUGCAGGCCUUCCAGGAUGCGCUGGAGGCGCCCGACUGGCUCAUCCGCUCCCCCAGCUACACCACCUUCAUCGACGGGCCCUCCUGGCUCGACUACUUCCUGCUGACCGAGCUGACCAAGAACCCAGACGGCUACCGCGGCUCUGUGUACCUUCACAAGGACCGAGACCAGCCACUGGCUGCGGGCCCCAUCUGGGACCUGAACGAGGCCUUUGGCCUGUGCUGCGGGUAUCCCAUCGAGGGCUGGGACAAGCAGGGCGGCUGGCGCUUCAUGAUCUGCGCCGACCCGGAGCGCUGCCGGGUGAACCCCACAGACGGCCUCAGCCGCUGGCGCAUGUGGCAGGACCCACGGUUCAGCUUCGGCGCCCGUGCCCGCUGGGCUGCGCUGCGCUCGGGGCCCUGGUCUGAUGCGGUCAUCACACAGAUGGUCGCUGACGUCAGCGCACUGAUCCGUCCCGCCGUGCUGCGCAACUUUGAUCGCUAUGCGGCGGUGCUGCUGAAGCCGUGGUACUCCAGCGCCGAGCAGGAGUGGACCACAGAGGUGGCCAACCUGCAGGACUGGCUGAGCAAGCACCUGGCCUGGAUGGAUGCCGCGUUUGCGCAGAGCGGGGCAGCGCCUACCACGCCAGCAGGGCGCCGCUAA
Chlorella variabilis is the source of this 1434-nucleotide messenger RNA. RefSeq lists its product as hypothetical. The transcript has 10 exons. Bases 1 to 1434 code for a protein of 477 amino acids. NCBI's taxonomy places the organism in Eukaryota, Viridiplantae, Chlorophyta, Trebouxiophyceae, Chlorellales, Chlorellaceae. The record is from RefSeq and is a predicted model, not a curated record.